Molecule: messenger RNA, 696 nt
Organism: Mesitornis unicolor (brown roatelo)
Lineage: Eukaryota; Metazoa; Chordata; Aves; Mesitornithiformes; Mesitornithidae
Product: probable phospholipid-transporting ATPase IA
Exons: 7
Biological process (GO): phospholipid translocation
Cellular component (GO): plasma membrane
Molecular function (GO): ATPase-coupled intramembrane lipid carrier activity; ATP hydrolysis activity; ATP binding
Source: RefSeq, a predicted model, not a curated record
UACCGUCCCAUUGGGAUCUGAUCAGAUUCUUCUACGAGGAGCUCAGUUGAGAAAUACUCAGUGGGUUCAUGGAAUAGUUGUCUACACGGGACAUGACACAAAACUUAUGCAGAAUUCAACAAGUCCACCUCUUAAAAUGUCUAAUGUGGAACGAAUUACAAAUAUUCAGAUUUUGAUUCUGUUCUGCAUCCUUAUUGCCAUGUCUUUGAUCUGCUCCAUUGGUUCAGCUAUAUGGAAUCGAAGGCAUACUGGAAGAGACUGGUAUCUUGAUCUAAAUUAUGGUGGAGCAAGCAACUUUGGAUUGAAUUUCUUGACUUUUAUAAUUCUCUUCAAUAAUCUUAUUCCAAUCAGUUUGUUGGUUACACUUGAAGUUGUUAAAUUUAUCCAGGCAUAUUUCAUAAAUUGGGACAUAGACAUGCACUAUGAACCUACAGAAACUGCUGCGAUGGCUCGUACUUCCAAUCUGAAUGAAGAACUUGGGCAGGUCAAAUACAUAUUUUCUGACAAAACGGGUACCCUGACAUGCAAUAUCAUGCAGUUUAAGAAGUGUACUGUAGCCGGAGUUACUUAUGGGCAGGGCUCACAAAAUGCAGAAGAAAAAACAUUUAGUGACUUGUCAUUACUAGAAAAUCUUCAAAGCAGUCAUUUGGGACAGGAAGAGAGAUACGAACUGCUAAAUGUGCUGGAAUUUACAAG